This is a messenger RNA of Colletotrichum destructivum, 489 nucleotides long. RefSeq lists its product as uncharacterized. The transcript has 2 exons. NCBI's taxonomy places the organism in Eukaryota, Fungi, Ascomycota, Sordariomycetes, Glomerellales, Glomerellaceae. Bases 1 to 489 code for a protein of 162 amino acids. The record is from RefSeq and is a predicted model, not a curated record.
AUGCCUCAAGCGUCAAAGACCUUCGGUGGACGCGAAACCCAAGGACGGCUUGGGGAGGGAUGCGUCCCCAGGCCAAACUGGCUCCCAGGUUCAGACCCCGUCUACAUCUUCAGCUCAGAGGAAUGUCCAGAGCGUCCAGCGGCCGAAUCCUGGGGUACUGCCACCAGAUCAGUCGAAGGAAGGACGACAAGACACCGGGACCAUGGCACCGCCUCCGCCAGAGCAUCCAAGCAUCCCGGCGCGCAAACCAGAUCCAAAACGGUUCUCAUGGGCGGCCGUGGUUGCUCGUGGCACGUCAUCCAAGACAAUGGACAUGAGAGACACAGCUCCGAGCAGCACUCCAUCUCAACCUGUGCCCACAACGACCUUGAAGGGGCCAUCACCAAACGUGGUGACGUUUCCAGCGCCUUCACGGAUCAACGAGGCUCGCAAACAAGAGUCAACAUCCACGGCAUCCACCACGAACCCGGAUGUCGUAGGACCGGAUGA